AUGGAUCAUUCAAAAAGCGUUGUCGAUAUUGAGGCUGGUCCUUCGGUCGGGACUGGCGAACCCAUCAACAUGAGAUAUGAGCCCACGACGGAUAGACCAGCUUCAGAUUACCCGUAUACCCUCAAAAUUUGCGCCCUUGCUCGGGAGGAUCCGAGUAACUUUCACAGAUAUAAAACCCUAGCUAUAAAAAUGCGGGACGAGUUAAAGAUAACUUUGCCUCAAAACCUAAAAAUAAGCGAUUCCACCCUAGAUUUCGUAAACUUGGUGAAUGGGUUUUUCUCCAGAAGAGGGUAUUUGAUAUGCGCUGACGAAACCUUUGUUGCUGAUGUCAAAAAAGGUACUAUCACAAACUCAGCUCUUUGGGAUCCCGACAGUGGGGAUGGAUCAUGGAGCCAGACUUUGGUCUACAUACCUACCGACACUGAUACUCGUUUGAUUCAUGUGGCACUGUCAGAGUCCAAACAAACUGCCUUUGUGCCUGGGGAUGCGCCAUCCAUAGAUUUUAUACCCAUGAUUGGUGGAGAGGUGUUAAUUAACAAGAAUAUUAUAACGUGGGCAUCAAUGCCUAGCGCCGAGCUAAUCGAAACCCUUGGAUUCGCCUACAACAUACCACCACUUUUCUUCACACAGAUGAUCUCUACCGUAGAGGAACAUCUAAUUACUGGAGAAUGUAAAAGGGUUGAAUUAAACAGAGAAUAUAAAACUACGACAAAUUGCGAUAUCGGCACUCUUGUUCUUGGCUUUGACAGUGCAAGUAGCGAAGACAUGGCCCCGAGAGUCUGGAUUUAUUUUUUACCAAAAGCUGUCAGCAAUGAAGAUUGUCCGAUAAUCAUAGUCUUCAGUCGACCGAGCGGCUGGCCACUCCACCACACUCAUGACCCGAAUAUACAAGAAGACCCACAUUCUCUGUUAAAGAUUUCUGAAAAAAUCGGGGGAAAAGAGGCUGCCGAUACCGACCAGAACCCUAUAGAAAUUUUAAUACCAUUUUUGGACUCUUUGACGUCUUUCUUCCGAUGGAAAGUCUCAGAGAUGGAUGACGACCAUAAAAAAUGGCUAGUACUUGUGAGACGGCUCUCAACCGCAGAAAUGUCGAAAUUUGACCACGAUCUUUUGCAACGGUGGCUAGUAUUUCGCGCAUUUUUAGAAGAUUUCUGCCUGAUCUUGGACAAAAUUGAAGAUUUCUUCGAUGAUCUUGAAACUAAAAAAGUUGUUUCGGAACGCUCAACAGCACCAAAGAUGACCAGGUCAAUCAAAGUACAGCAGAAACUACUGGCCCGUGGUCGCAGUCUUGAGGCGAUGGUCCGCGACACAAUACAAUUAAACAUCGGAGGCGUUGCUUUGCAGGAAUCCCGCCGUUCAAUUCAACAAGCAAACUCUGUUGGAAGAAUCUCCGUCCUGGCAUUCAUAUUUUUGCCCUUGUCUCUCGUAACAUCGAUCUUCGGAAUGAACAUUUCCGAGGUUACCGGUUCUGGGGCAUCUUGGAGGGCUUUCUUUGCGACUUCCAUCAUCUUUGGUGGUCUGAUGGUACUACUUUGCUCCAUUAUUUGGAGGAAAUCGAGAGUAGUCCGAUGGAUUCUUUCUGUCUUACGAAGGUUGCGCCGAUUUUCACGGCGGAAAUUUAGGGCUCUCUUCGAAGCUUUUAUUGUAAGAGAGCCUUUAGUAGUAAAGGCUCUCUUGAACUGGAGGCAUGAUCCAAAUAGGUCAAAGCUACAGCAACGCAAAAUCCAGUGGAUGAUCCUAAAAUAUGCAGCUCCUGCUAGGCAAGGAUCUGGUGCAGGUCAAGCUAUUGAUGAUGCGAUGAUACUGGAAACCGUUUUUGGUAAAGUUCGAGAUCCUCAAAAGCUUGAUGCCGCACUUCGAGCAUACGAUAAAGCAUGUCGACCGAGAACUCAAAAAAUUGUUGAGUCGAGUAAAAUUACAGGAAUUUUGAUCUGUGAGAGAGGAGCUGAAGUGGGAUAG
Messenger RNA from Glarea lozoyensis ATCC 20868, 1959 nucleotides. Its product is annotated as Magnesium transport protein CorA, transmembrane region. Gene Ontology annotation, biological process: transmembrane transport; secondary metabolite biosynthetic process; metal ion transport. Bases 1 to 1959 code for a protein of 652 amino acids. The transcript has 5 exons. The record is from RefSeq and is a predicted model, not a curated record. Gene Ontology annotation, cellular component: membrane. Gene Ontology annotation, molecular function: metal ion transmembrane transporter activity. Lineage: Eukaryota; Fungi; Ascomycota; Leotiomycetes; Helotiales; Helotiaceae.